Molecule: messenger RNA, 2297 nt
Organism: Athalia rosae (coleseed sawfly)
Lineage: Eukaryota; Metazoa; Arthropoda; Insecta; Hymenoptera; Athaliidae
Gene: Hel25E
Product: ATP-dependent RNA helicase WM6
Exons: 11
Coding region: 374-1648 (424 amino acids)
Biological process (GO): mRNA export from nucleus; mRNA splicing, via spliceosome
Molecular function (GO): ATP binding; RNA helicase activity; RNA binding
Source: RefSeq, a predicted model, not a curated record
GUUUCCCUCUGGCGCUCUUUCCACUUGGCAAGACGCUAUCCAGGACCCGGCAUCCGGUAAUUGCCGUUCAGUCUUCAGUCUCGAUUUGACGAUCGUGGAUUUACGGUGUCGUAUUACUUUUCCAGUAUAACUUGAAAACUUAAUUUUGUGUUCAGUAGAGGCGUUAAGUUUGAUAAUAUUCCUUAUACCGCGACUCCAUUCCCCGUUUAUUAGCUUUUAUCAGUUCAGAGUUCAAUAAAAUUUCAUUGCUUUCAUUCACCUUAUUUCCCGCUCCCGCUUGUGGGUCUUCAUUCGGCAAAGCUAUCGAAGACUGCUUUUCCAAAUAGUUUCAGUUAUCUUAUCAACUCCUAUCGAACAUCGUAACUCGUAAAAAAUGGCAGAUAACGAAGAUCUUUUGGAUUACGAAGAUGAUGAACAGACCGAACAAGUAGUCGAUGGGAGUGGUGAUGUGUCAGCCAAAAAGGAGGUCAAGGGAACUUACGUCUCAAUACAUAGCAGUGGGUUCCGUGAUUUCUUGCUGAAGCCAGAAAUUCUACGUGCCAUUGUUGAUUGCGGUUUUGAACAUCCAUCUGAAGUACAACACGAGUGCAUCCCACAGGCGGUGCUCGGCAUGGAUAUACUUUGCCAAGCUAAGUCUGGUAUGGGAAAGACUGCUGUAUUUGUGUUGGCAACCUUGCAACAAUUGGAGUUGACUGAAAAUGUAGUCUACGUUUUGGUUAUGUGUCACACUCGAGAACUUGCUUUCCAAAUUAGCAAAGAGUAUGAAAGGUUCAGCAAAUACAUGCCAACCGUCAAGGUCGGUGUGUUCUUUGGUGGUCUGCCAAUACAAAAGGAUGAGGAAGUACUAAAAAAUACUUGCCCUCACAUCGUGGUAGGAACUCCAGGACGUAUCCUUGCACUCGUCCGUAACAAGAAACUCAAUCUGAAGCACCUUAAACAUUUUGUUCUGGACGAAUGCGACAAGAUGCUUGAAUUACUGGAUAUGCGACGUGACGUACAGGAAAUAUUUAGGAGUACUCCGCACGGGAAGCAAGUGAUGAUGUUCAGCGCUACCCUGUCCAAGGAUAUACGCCCAGUCUGCAAGAAGUUCAUGCAAGAUCCGAUGGAGGUAUAUGUGGACGAUGAAGCUAAACUUACGUUACAUGGCCUACAACAGCAUUACGUCAAACUCAAAGAGAAUGAGAAGAAUAAAAAACUUUUCGAACUCUUGGAUGUCCUUGAAUUUAAUCAGGUGGUGAUAUUCGUCAAAUCCGUACAGAGGUGUAUGGCUCUUGCACAACUAUUGACUGAACAGAACUUCCCAGCAAUUGGUAUCCACCGGGGAAUGACACAGGAAGAACGUCUCUCCAGAUACCAACAAUUCAAGGAUUUCCAAAAGCGUAUUUUGGUUGCCACAAAUCUGUUUGGUCGUGGAAUGGAUAUUGAAAGAGUGAACAUUGUUUUUAACUACGACAUGCCAGAGGACUCCGAUACUUACCUUCACAGAGUAGCACGUGCCGGUCGAUUUGGUACAAAGGGCCUUGCCAUAACGCUGGUCAGUGACGAAGGAGAUGCAAAGAUUCUUAACGAUGUACAAGAAAGAUUCGAUGUCAACAUUACUGAACUACCUGAUGAGAUUGAUCUAGCCUCGUACAUCGAAGGACGAUAAGGUCUCGAUAGCUGCCUCUGCCAACCUCAUUUUGGCUGAUUGACUUAUACUUUUGUGAUUUGCCCAAAGGGACACAACAACACCUCUAGUACAUACCGAUCCAUAUUCCAAGCCACCUGUCUGUUCUGUGACUGGGGAAGAAUUUCAUGAUGUCAUCCAACGAAAAUUGCGGGAUCUCUUGAGCAGCCUUUUGAGGAACAAGAUCAUUGCGAUACAACCAGAUGAUCUCGUACACACUACUCACCCCAAGACAGCUAUCUCAGUGAUCUCUCCUUUUCAACCGGAAAUAUUCCACGAUAUAGUGUUUCAAUGUUCGUGAUUAUUCUGUAACAAAUGAUCGGUAUUCAUGGUAUGCUUUAACUCCUCGGGUGUGAAUGACUCGAGGUGAAAUCUGGGACAAAGUGUAGAUGAUGCACGUGUUGCAAACUUUGUCUAAUUUCAACUCACGUGUUCUCUGACUUCAUUAAAUAUGCAAUGAUCACUGUAUGAUAAUUAUGUUUUAAUCUAAGACUUGCGUUAGUAGCAGUCUACUCGUAACGCUAAGAAACGCCACAUGAGUGAUACGCACGUGUGUCGACACAACAUUGUAAUUAAGGAUAAAAUUAAGAUUAAGAUUAAUAUAAAAAUAAAAUGAACAUUUCAAUACAAA